CAGCCCCGGCCCCGGCCCCGGCCCCGCUGCAUUCGGUGCAUUCUUUGCGUCCGUCAAUGGUUUUUAAUUUAGCUUUAACGCCCUGCUCGCGUUCCGGCAUCGUCCCCGCCUCUGCCUUCCCCUCGCCCUGCUCCGCUUCAGCCCCAGGGCAACGCAGGGAACGGGCGCACGGCAGCGGAGCACGGUGCGUGGAAGCACAGCGCGCUGCCGGGGCUCCCAGGCUGGAGAGCGAAAGUACGAGGUGCGCUCGUAGGGCGGUCAUCUGGGAAUCCCCCCUGCAUUUGGAUCUCAGGACUAAAUGGCGAGCAAAUGGACUGUUUGAAGCACCGUGUGUGAUUGCCUAAGAGGAGAGAUUCUGUUGUGGAUAACCCCCAGGGAACCUGUGGGGUACCUCUGUAGUCUCAGACUCAACCCUGAUAUGGAACAAAAUGAAGGUGAACAGGAAUCCCAGCCAGAGAGUCACAUGGACAGCAAGAGCAGUGUGAAAUCCUUGCCUGGGGGAGAGGCCCAUGUCAAACUGGAGAUAAAAAAACAUGCAGUUACAGAUGACUACAAACUCUCCAAACGAGUGCUAGGGUUAGGAAUCAAUGGCAAAGUACUGGAGUGUUUCAACAAGGAGACAGGCCAGAAAUGUGCUUUGAAGCUCCUGUAUGACAACCCAAAAGCCCGUCAGGAAGUAGAGUACCACUGGCGAGCAUCAGGCUGUCCCCACAUUGUCCAUGUGCUGGACGUCUAUGAGAAUAUACAUCAUGGAAAGAGAUGCCUCCUUAUUGUCAUGGAAUGCAUGGAGGGAGGAGAGCUGUUCAGCAGAAUCCAGGAGAGAGGAGACCAGGCUUUCACUGAGAGAGAGGCCUCUGAAAUAAUGAGAGACAUCGGAACAGCCAUCCAGUAUCUGCAUUCAAUGAACAUCGCCCAUAGAGAUGUCAAGCCUGAAAACUUGCUUUAUACAUCUAAAGAGAAGGAUACUGUACUCAAACUCACAGACUUCGGCUUUGCCAAGGAAACCACUGUACAAAAUGCUCUACAGACCCCGUGUUACACUCCUUAUUAUGUUGCCCCAGAAGUCCUUGGUCCUGAGAAGUAUGACAAAUCUUGUGACAUGUGGUCUUUGGGUGUCAUCACAUAUAUUCUCCUGUGUGGGUUCCCUCCAUUCUACUCAAACACCGGUCAAGCCAUUUCUCCAGGGAUGAAGAGAAGAAUUCGGAUGGGGCAAUACGGGUUUCCCAAUCCAGAAUGGGCUGAAGUAUCAGAAGAAGCCAAACAACUGAUUCGUCAUUUACUGAAGACUGACCCAACAGAGAGGAUGACAGUUUCUCAGUUUAUGAAUCACCCUUGGAUUAAUAGAUCGAUGGCAGUGCCACCAACUCCUCUUCAUACUGCACGGGUCCUGCAAGAGGAUAAAGACCACUGGGAUGAAGUUAAAGAGGAGAUGACCAGUGCUUUGGCUACCAUGAGGGUGGACUAUGAUCAGGUGAAAAUCAAAGACUUGAAAACAUCCAACAACCGCCUCCUGAACAAACGCCGUAAGAAGCAGAAGCAGGCAGGCACCUCUUCCGCAGCCCCAGGGUGCAAUAACCAAUGAGAAGAGAAGCCAAGGACCUGUGGGUGGAGGGUAAAAGUUAAAAGGAACAAUUUAAAAUCAUCUACGAUCAACUCAGUCUGUACCACAAAGGCAAGGAGACUGUGAAGAAGCUAUCCUGCAAAGAGGGAGCAGUGUGGGAGAUUGCAUUUUUAUAACUUGAAUCAGGGCUUUGCUUUUAAAGGCUGAUGUAAAUGACAUGAUUCUGCUGCAUAUUGCUAGGUAAGGUGCAGUAGUACCAGAAUUGUUAUGGGCUUUUGUUUUGGCUUUAACUGUGUCAGAGGAGAGAACAGGAGGCAGUCUCAGCAUACUAAUGCACUGAGGCUUUCACGGCCAUUGACAUGAGGAACUUCUGCUACCAUUUGAAACUUGGGAAUAGGAAACAUGCCAAGUGUUCUGCUAGGAAUGUUUUUGUGGUUCAAACAUAAGUAUUGAGGAAUGAGAAAAAUGUUCCUGCUCUUUAUCCAAGUAGCACAGGUGCAUUUCCAUCAAGGAUGCAUCUGGACAGCACUUCACGUUAUAAUGGUAAUAGUCAAUAUUUCCAAGCUUACCUCCUAUAGUUGCAGAAUAUCACCUAUACAGAUAUUCCUGUUACAGGAAGAAGCAUCCAUGUAUUUCCAUUUUCAUAAAGUCUACAUGUAGUCUCAUGUAAGGACUUGAGUUUAUUGUGGAUUCUCAUUUGAUAACACAUAAGCUUUCUGAGCUCUAACCACUGUGUCUUGUCUAUGCCACUGUAUUGUUUUUAAUUUAAAUGAUAUUUUAUGUGAAGAGUUUUAAUACGGAUUUGAUUAGUUGAAAGCAUCCUGCAGAGAAUAUUGCCAUUCCUCUUAGAUCCACAACCUCUAGGGCAUGCAACUGGACAUGCAAUUUUAUACAAGAGCCUGCUGUAGAAGAGACACUUCUCAAUUCAAGAAGAAGUGGCAAGUACAUGUUCUCUGAACGGACCUUGGGGUCUGCCAGCAUUCCUUCUGGUAAUUACCUCCAGAUCCUGUGCCUAAGAUGUGCUGAUGAUAGCAAAUGUUGGGGUGCUGGGGUCAGUUUGUUUCCUGGUCAGGUAGGGGGAGGAUGCUACUUAAUUUGCAGUGUUUUGUCAAUGUUUCUGGAUCCAAAGAUUUUCACCACCUAAGGGAGGCUAACUAUAAAUAUAUCUACCUGUUGGGUUUUUGUCCCUCUUCUACUUCUUGUUUUAUGGGAUCCUAGCCACGGUUUGCUGCCCUGUUUAACUUUGUGAUCAAAGUGUUUCCUCUCACUGUAUUUUGGGUUGUUUUGCAGUUGAGGUGAAGCAAAUGUUUGUGAAAGCGUUAUCAGGGUCUAGAAUGAAAAUGACGUGCUUCCAGUGAUACGGGCAAAACCCACUUUGUGGUAGGCACACAGAGUGCUUGUAGGCACACAGAGGCUCGGUAGAAUGUUGAAAACAAGGCUCCAGAGAGGAUCUGAACUGUCAGAUCUGACUGCCACAUAGGUCUCUACCUCCAACAAACAUCAGCUCAAGGCUUUGGACCUUGUCUGAGGAGCCCUGUUCCCAUCUUCGAAGUACUGGAUGAGACCUCCAUUCUUCUCUGUGAACUGGUCCUAGAGUUUUAUAAACUGAUUUUAAUAAAUCAUGUUACAACGCUCCUUCCUCCUGUCACCCCUGUUUUGUUGAGAUGCUGCAGUUUGUGUUGGCUUUGUGAGGUGCUUCUGUAUUGAAAGUGAUGGGAAAAGGCAGAAGGAAAGUGUUCAAAGAUGUCCACAUGCAAAGGCUACUCAACUUGGAGCUUUUUUUGUAAAUUACAAGGGAUAUUUUAAAAAUCAAUCUCUUUUAAAGAUGCGUUUUUAAAUUAUUUCAUGUUUG
Molecule: messenger RNA, 3413 nt
Organism: Colius striatus (speckled mousebird)
Lineage: Eukaryota; Metazoa; Chordata; Aves; Coliiformes; Coliidae
Gene: MAPKAPK3
Product: MAPK activated protein kinase 3
Exons: 11
Coding region: 419-1582 (387 amino acids)
Biological process (GO): toll-like receptor signaling pathway; response to cytokine; intracellular signal transduction
Cellular component (GO): cytoplasm; nucleus
Molecular function (GO): calcium/calmodulin-dependent protein kinase activity; calcium-dependent protein serine/threonine kinase activity; calmodulin binding
Source: RefSeq, a predicted model, not a curated record